This is a messenger RNA of Macrosiphum euphorbiae (potato aphid), 867 nucleotides long. The record is from the annotation of a GenBank genome assembly. Lineage: Eukaryota; Metazoa; Arthropoda; Insecta; Hemiptera; Aphididae.
AUGAACACCAGUCCAGGUGAAAUUGGUAAGAAGUUUUUAAAAUCUAAAACUAAAAAAGUAGAAAACACGCGUAAACGAAAACUAUUUCAAGAAUAUAAGCCUAAAAAGUUGGUAUGUUCUGGUCCAGACCAAUAUUACGGAUUAGUUGAGGCUUUAGUUGAAGAUAUUACACCGGAGGAAAUGAAUAAAAAAAAAAUAGCUUUCUUGGACACACUUUCAUUGACUCCGUCCGAUAGACUAGUAUUAGAAUUUGAAACUAGACUUCAAUCAAAUUCUCAAAGGUGGCAUAAAGAAAGACGCAAUCGUUUAACUGCUUCGAACUUUGGACGAAUAUGCAAAAUGCGAACAACGACAUCAUGCAAAAAUGUAGUUUAUGAUCUAUUAUAUAGAUCUUUCUCGUCAAAAUCCACAGAGUAUGGAAAAUCAAUGGAACCACUGGCCAUAAAAGAAGCAAAAAAAAAAAUUGGUCAAACAAUAAAUACAUGUGGUCUUUUUAUUGAUACUAAAAAACCAUUUUUAGCUGCUACACCUGAUGGAAUAAUAGAUGACUGUUUAGUCGAAAUAAAAUGUCCGUUUUCAGCAAAAGAUUGUGACAGUUAUGUAGAAGCUAUCAAUGAAAAAAAACUUCCCAACUAUACCUUGAUCGGUGACGAAUUGCGCUUAAAAUCUAGUAGCAAUUAUUACUACCAAGUACAAGGCCAAAUGCGUGUAUGUCAAAAAACCAAAUGCUAUUUUGUUAUUUACACCAAUAAAUGGAUAAAUAUCGAGUGUAUUAAUUACGAUGAAGAAUUUUGGCAGAAAAAUAUGGAGUCUAAGUUAGAAAAAUUUUACGAAGAAUGUUUACUACCUAAAAUUGUUGAUUCUUAA